AUGAGUGGCGAAGACGAUUCAAUCGAGCAAGCUGUAACUUCGCGUCGGGAAAGACUCCUAGCUCUCAGAACCGCUCAAGAAUUGUUACUUUCUUCUAAUCAAGAGGAAGAACCUCAACCACCACCUACUGCUUCCGAAGAUGAACAAGAAGAGGAAAAACUGAGCAUGAAGUUUCGUAAUUAUGUUCCUCAUGAUAAAGAUCUUCAGGAAGGGAAGCUUGCACCUGCGGUGCUUCCGAAGUUUGAAGAUCCCGUUUCUGUUCCUGAGCCUGAACCUCAACCCACAGAGGAUCCGUUUCUGAAUAUUGCUCCCAAAAAGCCCAACUGGGACCUGCGCAGAGAUGUCCAGAAGAAGCUUGAUAAGCUUGAAAAGAGAACUCAGAAGGCUCUCUAUCAACUCAUGUUGGAACAGGAGAAGCAAAAUCAGUUGGCCGAAGGAGAUGAUAAUGAUACAAACGGCGUCAAAGAUUAG
Messenger RNA from Vicia faba (fava bean), 471 nucleotides. The record is from the annotation of a GenBank genome assembly. Lineage: Eukaryota; Viridiplantae; Streptophyta; Magnoliopsida; Fabales; Fabaceae.